CGAACUAUCAUUUCGACAAUUUCAAAGUUGAAAAACUACUGACAGGUUAUGAUACAUUGUAUUUACAUUAGUGUUCUUAAUUUUAUGCUAAUUGUGUAAUAAUAAUUUUAUAAACCAAAAAAACGAGGAAGUGUGAUAAUUAAUAAUGAGUUAUUUUUAUUGCAUACACACUGAAGUAAACGUUUACGUGUGACAGCUCUUAUUAAUAUGUCAAAUGAACAUAUAAAAAUAUCCUGUGUUUUAAGUUAUUACAAGAAAGAUUUAUAUACUUGAAUGAAAUUUAUGCAAUACAUUACGAUAUUCUGUGAGAAAGAAAAAGCCGAAAUGGUAUUUCCAACACGUAUAUCACAUAAAACAAACAGAGUUUCAUAUCAUUAUCACAAUAUCUUUGUGAUAUGUUUACUAUUAUUUACAUUGUUUGUUGUAUUGAUCUCAGUAUAUCAUAUUUUCAAGUUUGGCAACAUACAAAAACAUUCCGAACAUGUUCCUAUAACGCUGAACGAUAUAAAUGCUUUGCCUAUUCAAAUGUUAUCCAUUGACUCAGUUGAAACAGAUGCAACCAAUUCUUCCUGUACAUAUUUCACUUGUUUCAACGUGUAUCGAUGUGGUAGUCAAGGGAACAAACUGCUAGUAUAUGUCUAUCCACUUAAGACGUACUUAGAUUCUAUGGGUAAACCAAUAAUUGGUCAAAUGACAAAGGAAUUUUACCAAAUUCUGAAUGCCAUUAUUAAUAGUAAAUUUUACACUCCUAAUCCAUAUGAAGCUUGCAUUUUUAUCCCUUCUAUUGAUACCCUCAAUCAAAAUAGAUUGAGAUUGCAAGAGGUCUCUCAGGUAUUAAGAACACUACCUUAUUGGAAUAAAGGGGAGAAUCAUUUAAUCUUUAACAUGGUACCUGGAAGUGUACCAGAUUAUAACACUGUUAUUGAUGUAUCAGUAGGAAGAGCAAUGAUUGCAGGUGCUGGAAUGUCAUCACUGAUAUACAGACCUAGUUUUGACAUUAGUUUACCAAUCUAUAGCCCACUUGUAAAUAAUCUGAAAGCAAAUUAUAGUAAUAUAAGAACAUGGUUAGUAAUGUCUUCGCAGAUCAAUAUUAAUACUGCCUUUGAACAAGAUUUGAUGGAAAUCAAAACAACAUAUCCAAAAGACAUUCUAGUGCUUGGUCCAUGCCUGCAUUUUAAUCCAAUGAAUAAUACAAUACGUUGCCUGGGGGAGGAUAUAUAUAAAUAUCCAGAUAUUCUUCAAAUAGCAACAUUUUGUUUGGUAAUACGUGGUGCUAGACUUGCUCAAAGUACACUUUUAGAUGCAAUGGCGGCUGGUUGUAUACCUGUGAUUGUAGCUGACUCUCUAAUGAUGCCAUUUCAUGACGUAAUUGAUUGGACCAAAGCUGCUGUUUUUAUACGUGAAGUUGACAUUCUAUUGACAAUACAAUUGCUAAAAAAAAUAUCUCAUCAACGCAUUAUGGAAAUGCAAGAACAAAAUGCAUGGCUCUAUGAUCGUUAUUUCAGUUCGAUGGAAAAAAUUACGGAAACUACGUUAGAAAUACUUGCAGAUCGCAUAUUUCCACAUUUAACACGAGAUUAUACAUAUUGGAAUGUAUCACCCUAUAAGGGAAAGUCUUCACCACUCUUUCUUCCAGUAACUGCUCCUAAAACACGUGGCUUCACUGCUGUAAUAUUAACAUACGAUAGACUGGAAUUAUUGUUCCUAUUAAUCAAUAAACUUGUUAAAGUGCCCAGUCUAUCUAAAGUUUUGGUAAUCUGGAAUAAUCAACAUAAAGAUCCCCCACAUUCUACUAGGUGGCCAAAAGUAAGUAAACCAUUAAAAGUGAUACAAACGAAAGAAAAUAAAUUGUCUAACCGAUUUUAUCCAUAUGAUGAAAUUGAAACCGAAGCAGUAUUAUCAAUAGAUGAUGAUAUUAUUAUGUUAACCGCUGAUGAAGUAGAAUUUGCAUAUGAGGUAUGGAGAGAAUUUCCGGAUAGAAUCGUUGGAUUUCCAUCUCGUUUACAUAUGUGGGAUAAUGGUACCAAUUGUUGGAAGUAUGAAAGCGAAUGGACAAACAGUAUUUCCAUGGUUUUAACAGGGGCAGCUUUUCACCACAAAUUUUGGAAUUAUAUGUAUACUACAGCCAUGCCUGGAGAUAUAAAAGAAUGGGUAGAUGAACACAUGAAUUGCGAGGACAUCGCGAUGAAUUUUCUAGUAGCAAAUAUUACUGGAAAAGCUCCAUUAAAGGUGACACCAAAGAAAAAAUUUCGAUGUCCUGAGUGUACCAAUACCGAAAUGUUAUCCGCGGAUUUAACGCACAUGGUGGAACGUACACAAUGUAUAAAUAAAUUUUCUUCUAUUUAUGGGACUAUGCCAUUGGAAUCAGUUGAAUUUCGUGCAGAUCCAGUACUUUUUAAAGAUGUAUUCCCCGAGAAAUUGAAACGAUUCAAUGAUAUAGGUAGUUUGUAAUUGUAUAUAAUUUUAUAUUAUAACUAUAAAAAUAAAUUUGAUACAAACUACAGUAGCGAUUAUGAUUAUUUAAAGAGCAGAAUUUAGUUUACAAAAAAUGUAUAUAUUUAUCAA
Messenger RNA from Pogonomyrmex barbatus (red harvester ant), 2565 nucleotides. It is a transcript of the gene sotv, whose product is annotated as exostosin glycosyltransferase sotv. Lineage: Eukaryota; Metazoa; Arthropoda; Insecta; Hymenoptera; Formicidae. The record is from RefSeq and is a predicted model, not a curated record. Gene Ontology annotation, molecular function: glycosyltransferase activity. Gene Ontology annotation, cellular component: membrane.